AUGUCUUCACGAGUAAAUAGAAAUUCGUUGUUGGUCCUCAUGGCCAUCAUCAUCUUCGUCAUGGUCGCUCUCGGAUCUCUCGUCCAGGCUCAAACUCAACCACAACCCUACUUUCCUCCACAAUAUCAAAUGACCAUGAAAAACUACGUGAAAGGAACCAAAGUCUUUGCUACUCUUGUUGUUGCUGAUCAUGUACAAGGAAAGUUCUCUCAUCGUUUAACUUCACCACAAGGCUUUGAGUCGAGAUACAUUUAUAUUCAAUCGAUUGAUACUUUGUAUACUUUGAAUCAAGAGAGCUCGGGACAAUGGACUUGUUUGAAAAGAAUUCAUAGUGGAGUGAACAAUUUGGCAAUGGAUCCGUUGAGAGAGCCUUUGCUAGAUGGAAUUUCCUUCACUGGAAAAUUGAAUUGUCAAAAUCAAGAGACUAAAGCAAAUGGAGUGUGUUAUAGAUAUGACAAGGAAGUUGUGGCGAGUAUGGUAAUUGAUUAUGCAUUGUAUACCAAUGCUACUGCUUCCUAUAAUUUGCCAAUUCAAUUGUACAAGAAGGUUGCUACGCAAACACCAACACUUUUGACAACUUACAGUGAUUUUGUGCUCGGACCUGUCAAUCCUGCAGUGUUUAACUUGCCAGUUCCGGAAAGUUCAUGCAAAUCUCAAAAUUAA
Molecule: messenger RNA, 663 nt
Organism: Naegleria fowleri
Lineage: Eukaryota; Heterolobosea; Eutetramitea; Acrasida; Naegleriidae
Exons: 1
Coding region: 1-663 (220 amino acids)
Source: RefSeq, a predicted model, not a curated record